Messenger RNA from Rhodotorula toruloides NP11, 891 nucleotides. Its product is annotated as 50S ribosomal protein l1. The record is from RefSeq and is a predicted model, not a curated record. The transcript is spliced from 4 exons. The coding region runs from base 1 to 891 and encodes 296 amino acids. NCBI's taxonomy places the organism in Eukaryota, Fungi, Basidiomycota, Microbotryomycetes, Sporidiobolales, Sporidiobolaceae.
AUGGCUUCGCGGCGUGCGCAAGCUCUGCUGGCAUCCUCACGGGCCCAGCUCGUGCCCUCGACAUCCUCCCGCGCGGCGGCCUCAUCCUCCCGCGCCUUCGCGACCACCGCACCCGCAGAGAAGGCCCGCGUCUACUCGGCGCUGCACAAGGUGACGCUCGAGCGGAAACGGAGGGCAGAAAUGGGACAGGGUGCGCAUGCGGACCGGAGCAAGAUCCGGCUGCCGCUUGACGAGGCAGCGAAGGUGUUGCAGGCAUGGACACCACUCCAGCCGAACCUCUCCUACGACAUCAAUGUCCAGGUCAAGCCCACUGGCACCAUCCAGCUCAACGCCAUUCGAGGUCGUGCCUUCCUCCCUCACUCAUGCGCCAAUUCGACCAAGCACGAGGUCAUCGUCGUCUUUGCAUCGGGCAAGCAGGCCGAGGCGGCGCGACAGGCCGGCGCAGACAUCGUCGGCGGACAAGAACUCGUCGACGAUAUCCUCCUCGGAAAGAUCAGCCCCGACAAGCUCAUCACCACCAACGAGCUCCUCCCGCUCUUCCAACGGAACCCGACUCUGGCGCGGACGCUCGGUCCGAGGGGUCUGAUGCCUAGUGUCAAGCGUGGGACGGUCACGGAGGAUGUCGUCCAGGCGAUCCAGGAGGCGCGAGGAGGUUUGGACUGGAAGGGUGACUCGAGGGGCGUCGUGCGAGCGGUCGUUGGCCGCCUGCACUUCAACCCCGACCAACUGGCGGAGAACGUGCACACGUUGCUCGCUUCGGUCUCGGACGUGGCUAUCGGCGGAACUGGGUCAAACAAGGGCGGGUCUGUGCAGCGGCAGAGGCGACCCGGCAUCACUCGUGUCAUGCUCACCUCGACUUCAGGACCGGCCAUCGAGCUCGCGGACGCAUAG